This is a messenger RNA of Cotesia congregata, 687 nucleotides long. The record is from the annotation of a GenBank genome assembly. Lineage: Eukaryota; Metazoa; Arthropoda; Insecta; Hymenoptera; Braconidae.
AUGAAAGUUGGAUUGUUGAAAAAUUUUUUGCAUUGUUUCAAUUUGAAACAAGGUACUUUAUUAAUUGCCAUCUUACAACUGUUCAUAUCAGGAAUUAUUAUGACUUUCUUCCUGUUGGCUUUGGCACACGCAAUGGACAUACAAGAAAUGGUUGCCAGAGACUCUGAAGAAGCACUUGAACGUGAAGCUAUGGAAGCUAUUUCAUCAAUGCAUCAAAAUACCAAAAGAAUGGACAUUGCCCAUCAUAAUGCAACAGAAAAAGUUUAUUCAAUGUAUUGUGGAUUAGUCAUCUCAGUGAUACAUUUUAUAUCAACAAUAUUGCUCCUCUAUGGAAUUUUAAUCAACAAUCGUCAUUUUAUGGCACCUUGGAUGAUGGUAAUGAUGACAACAAUCGUUGCUCUAUUCUUAUCAUUAUUCCUUGUACAACAAGACUGUCCUUUUAUUGCAAUACUCGGUGGUAAAGCUGAUAUGACUGAACGAAUCGUCGUUCUAUUUUUAAUAGCAAUAUGUUUAUAUAUAUGGUUUGUCGUAUACAGUACAUACAAGAGUUUAGAAAUCAAAAAAGGAGGAAUUACACAUGAAAUUCAUAAUGUUAAGAAAAGUAAAUAUGCAUUAACACCUGGUGAAGGUACAAGUAAUGGAAAAGUACGCUUACAUUCUGGUACUCAAAUUCCCUAUGAAGUUUAA